This is a messenger RNA of Talaromyces stipitatus ATCC 10500, 2682 nucleotides long. RefSeq names its product bZIP transcription factor, putative. The record is from RefSeq and is a predicted model, not a curated record. The transcript is spliced from 2 exons. Gene Ontology annotation, biological process: regulation of transcription by RNA polymerase II. Bases 294 to 1352 code for a protein of 352 amino acids. NCBI's taxonomy places the organism in Eukaryota, Fungi, Ascomycota, Eurotiomycetes, Eurotiales, Trichocomaceae. Gene Ontology annotation, molecular function: DNA-binding transcription activator activity, RNA polymerase II-specific; RNA polymerase II transcription regulatory region sequence-specific DNA binding. Gene Ontology annotation, cellular component: nucleus.
AGGGACCCUAGUCUACCUGAUUGAUUUGCUGACACAGGCUGACAACGUCCCCUCUUUUGUUAGAAAACCGGUAUGGUGUCGUGAUCAUUGGAUCGACGGGGUUGUAUACAACAUAUACAUGUCGACAGACGGCCGGGGAAUAACGUGAUUACUCGCUCUUGCCGCGUUUGGAGAAGAGUGUCUCGUGCCAGAAUCCCACAAACUAGCUUCUUGACAAUAGAAUAGAAGAGCUUCCUCCCUCAUUCGAUUUCCACAGACGGAAACUUUCUUUUUCUUGUUUCCUGUCCAUCAUCAUGGCUGAGGAUCAUCAACCAAAGCAGCAGCCGCAGCAGCUUCAUCCACCGCCAAUUACCACUUCCCAAGCUAAUCUCAGCUCUGUCCGGCUUCAGCAUUUCAAUUUCCUGGCACCAGCCGGGCAGCUUCCACCGCCGCAACAAGCGACCUCAGGACCGCCUGCCCAACACUUCCCAGCUGGUGGUGUUGGACCUGAAAGACGACAUUAUUCAUUUGAUACCGAUACCGAGUCUCAGCGGUAUCCGUUGGGAAGCGUACCGGCCGUGGAAUAUGACCAGACUGAGGGUCUAGGGGGUUUAUCAGUGAGCUCGUACGAUAGUAUUGACGACGACCGGAUAGAUCCAGCUAUGCGUGGAUAUCCUUAUCAUCAUGGAGACAAACACAUCAACUAUCACGCCCCAGACCACGAUGUCCCCUACAUGGCCAACUCCCUCUACCCGGGAAACUCCUAUUCCGUCGAAGAUAGUGGCUAUCCACGUGGCGGUCAUCCGGCACCUGGAGCCGGCGGCGGAGGAGACCGUACCCCAUCCGACAUAUCCUCCUCCAUAAGCCCACCAAACGGGCAAAUCGGCAACAAUAAAUACAGCACAAUCCCGCCCGGAGAACGCCUAGCACGCGCCCUGAGUAUCGAGGAACAGAACCGACUGGCAAUAGAAGAAGAUAAACGACGCCGAAAUACAGCUGCCAGUGCGCGGUUCCGCGUAAAGAAGAAACAGCGCGAACAAGCGCUGGAGCGUGCGGUGCAGGAAGCGACAGAGGUAAAAGCUUCGCUUGAAGCGCGCGUGACGCAGUUGGAGAUGGAGAACAGGUGGUUGAAAAACUUGCUAACGGAGAAGAAUGAAAAUUUGCUGUCGAGACUGGCGGCGUUGCAGCCGGCUGAUAUUGAAAAGUUGGAGCAACAGCAACAGAAUCAACAAGACUCGAGUGUCUCGUCGACUUCGUCGUCGACUUUGACGCAGGUUUCGUCUUCCAAGAAGUCGGAUUCGCAUACUUUGUCUGCCAGGAAACCGAUCAAACCGAAACCGACUGUUGGCGUGGGGACUGAUGAUGAUCAUUAGUUUCUUCUCCUUCUAUCAUACUCAAUUGUUUUUUCUUUAGUCUUGUUCUGUCUCGUGACUAAAUGGAAGGAAUGGGAGUUGCAUUGCUGUGUCGUCAACAAGGAUUAUGUUUUCAGGGGUCUAUUUUUCUUGUUUCGUUUGUUACUAUACGACCGUUACGAAUUUGUUGAUUGCUAGAAUCAUAAUGGUUUGUCGAAUAUCGACUGUCGUCGGAUCAGGGCCAUCUCAUUUUAUCUGCUCUUCAAGAACCACAUCUUAUUCCAUGAUUUGGAGGGGGAGGGGGGAAGUGUUAUACACCCGAAUACUAGAAUCAGACGACUCGUAACUUCUCAUAUUAAUAAUUAAUAAACUGAAACGAGAAGCAAAUAACCACAAAGCAAUGGGCAACCAGCCGGACCAGACAAGAUAAUCGUCCUACAAUCAGACCGUACAUGAUCAACAAUCUGUCUGUCAGCGCCCACGAGUACAAACAAAAGCAUUAUUUCGUCAAGUCAACAAAGAGAGAGAAAGAAAAAAAAAAGAAAUACUACAUAAAAAAAAGUUGAUAGGUCCAAAACGCCUUCCGGUGUUGAUGGCAACUCCUUCACAUCGCAUCAACCCAGAAAAGAAUAGGAAAGGGGGAAACUUUGUAGAUCGCAGGUAUAGACAGGACUAAUGAGUAAUUAUUCUGUUGCUUUUGGUUGGAAACGAGAGAGAGAGAGAGAGAGAGAUUAAGCAGCAACAGGUUCGCGCUCUUCAGCUCGUCCACGGACUUCUCCGUUUGCACCGCUGUGGGCAAUACUGCCGUCAUCUUCGACGAUGCCGUCUUCACUCACAUCGUCUUCAUGAUAACCAGCGUGUUGGUCAGCGGGGACCCAGGAGUCAUGAUCCUUUAGUUCUUCCGCAUCCUCAGUAUGACGUUUGAUAUUGUUUCGUCGUCGCUGAGACAAUGUACGUGAUCGUGUGGACAAGUUUGAGCGAACAGCAGCGGUAGAACUGACCCAAUUCGUGAGCGCGUCCUCACAAUCCUGAAUGAUGGCUUUGCUGGCCUCGUAGCCGUCGUAGGCCUGGCGAGUUUCUCCUGGUGUGACGGGGGUGUCGUCGAUCAAUUCGAGUAGAUGCUUUCCGUAUCCGGCGAUAAUGGCAAUCUUCUCGCAGUGUUCGCGGAGCGCAUCGAAUUGGUAGGUGAACGCAGCCUUCAACUUUUCACGAGUAAUAUUUGACAACUGUGCUUCGGCGACCAAGGACUCGGCUUCGGCACGGACCAAUUCCUGCUCGAGAACGACAAUUCGGGGUGAGUUGGGGUCCUUGUACUUGAGUUUUGCGAUUUCAUCGGUAAUCUUCUGUUUGC